AUGAAGAUUAAUUUUGGUGCCUGCUCUGAGACGGCACUGCAUCCAAUCGCAGUGGAGAUAAUUUGCACAGGAGGAGAUGAGGGCGAUUGGUCAGAGGAGGUCGACUCUGCCUCAGACAUCAGACAUCAGCCAUCGUUGCCGACAUCGGUGAACGAAAUCGAUUACUGCAUAGUUGGUAUUCUCGCCUGUCGUCAUGGCGGCUUCGCCCGGACCAGCAGAGGCCGGCUUUUGUACAUUCUUCCUCUUGCUUGCAACGCGAACUCUAAACCGAUGUGCCGCACGCUUUGA
Soboliphyme baturini is the source of this 288-nucleotide messenger RNA. NCBI's taxonomy places the organism in Eukaryota, Metazoa, Nematoda, Enoplea, Dioctophymatida, Soboliphymatidae. The record is from the annotation of a GenBank genome assembly.